Molecule: messenger RNA, 573 nt
Organism: Nicotiana tabacum (common tobacco)
Lineage: Eukaryota; Viridiplantae; Streptophyta; Magnoliopsida; Solanales; Solanaceae
Source: RefSeq, a predicted model, not a curated record
AUGACUAUUAAAUUGGUGGUGGAUGAGUGUACUUUAAAUGUCGUUAGCGCGUACGCACCGCAAGUAGGCUUGGAUGUGGAGAUUAAAAGGCAUUUUUGGGAGGGGUUGGAUGACAUCGUUCGUAGUAUUCCUCCUUUGGAGAGGUUAUUCAUAGGAGGAGAUUUCAAUGGUCAUAUUGGGUCAUCUGCAGUUGGUUAUACUGAGGUGCAUGGCGGCUUUGGUGUCGGGGAGCGAAACGGAGGGGGCACUUCGUUGUUGGACUUUGCCAAGGCAUUCGAUCUAGUGAUUGCGAACUCAAGUUUUUCGAAGCGGGAUGAACAUUUGGUCACUUACAAAAAUAACCAGUACGGGUUCAUGUCGGGGCGAUCUACCACAGAAGCUAUCCACCUUAUUAGGAGGAGGAUGGAACAAUAUAGGGAUAAGAUGAAGGAUCUCCACAUGGUGUUUAUCGAUCUAGAGAAAGCGUACGACAUGGUUCCUAGGGAGGUCCUAUGGAGAUGCCUAGAGGUUAAAGGGGUCCCGAUUCACUACAUUAGGGCGAUUAAAGACAUGUAUGAUGGAUCUAAGACUUAG